AUGAUUUUGGAUGAUGAAUCAGAUUGUGCUCUUUUGAACCGUUGGAUUGACUACGCAGUUGAAUGCAAUGUAAAAGAGUUGAAUCUUAACAUAUGGAUCGAUCAUAUGACGUAUGAGUUGCCUAAAAAGUACUAUGAGUUGCCUAAGAGGGUUCUCUUAGCAAAAUCAAUAACUGAGCUGAAAUUAUCCCAGUGUAAAUUGAAGUCAUUUUAUAGUGAUAUUAACUUACCCUCUUUGAAAAAGUUGGUUUUGGAUACUAUCAUGGGAAAUAAAGUUGUCCAAACUCUUAUUGAUGGUUGUCGUGAUUUAGAAGAGAUGAUAUUUAAUUGUUGUUAUGGGUUGAAAAGUAUACAGGUCUCAAGUCUUCCUAAACUUAUGGUCAUUGAGUUGCUACAAAAUUUCGAACUUGAGAGUGUUGAGAUCGAAGCAUCAAAUCUUGAAUCGUUGGUUUUCAAGCUUAGGAGACCAUGCAAAAUCAAACUAGGCCAGUGCGAAAAUCUAAAGAAGUUACUAUUAUAUUCAUGCAGCAUUAAUGACAAAUGGUUGCAUGACGUUCUUUCUAAACAUCCACUCAUUAACUGCUUGGACCUACGAGAUUGCGAUAUGUUGAAAAGGAUUAAGAUUUCAAGUCAUCACAUGAAGAGUUUGGCCUUUAUUGGUUGCUCCGAGUUGGUUGAAGUUGACAUUGUUACUCCUAACUUACAUAGACUCGAGUAUGAUGGUGAUGUUAUAUCAUUUUCAUUGAAUACUUCAAGUAUAUCAGAAGUUAGUCUCGCGUUUGAAGAUGACGAUUCUUCAGAUGUUGAGAAGAUUGAAUUCCUUGCAAAUUUAAGUCAUCCAAAAGUAUUAAAUUGGGGAACUUUCGAUGCCGAGGUACGUAUUCCAGCUUAG
Messenger RNA from Alnus glutinosa, 891 nucleotides. RefSeq lists its product as uncharacterized. The coding region runs from base 1 to 891 and encodes 296 amino acids. The record is from RefSeq and is a predicted model, not a curated record. The transcript has a single exon. Lineage: Eukaryota; Viridiplantae; Streptophyta; Magnoliopsida; Fagales; Betulaceae.